This is a messenger RNA of Vicia villosa (hairy vetch), 2140 nucleotides long. Its product is annotated as ATP-dependent Clp protease proteolytic subunit 2, mitochondrial-like. The record is from RefSeq and is a predicted model, not a curated record. The coding region runs from base 144 to 875 and encodes 243 amino acids. Gene Ontology annotation, molecular function: ATP-dependent peptidase activity; serine-type endopeptidase activity; ATPase binding. Gene Ontology annotation, biological process: protein quality control for misfolded or incompletely synthesized proteins. Gene Ontology annotation, cellular component: endopeptidase Clp complex. The transcript is spliced from 2 exons. Lineage: Eukaryota; Viridiplantae; Streptophyta; Magnoliopsida; Fabales; Fabaceae.
AACGAAACCAAAAAACGAAACGAGGGACCACCGAACACCAUCCUGUUGUGUCGUGUCACCUGUGUUUCAGUUUCACUGUUUUGGUAAAAACAAGCCCUAAUCACAAAACGGAACCAAAAACCCAAUCUCAGUGACGAAGCACCAUGAGAGCCUUAUUCAGAACCUCAAAAUCACUCGCCACCAAUUUCUUGUUCAACGGAACAAAACCUGAAUUCGCACCAUGUAGAAAUCGAGCCUACAGUUUGAUCCCAAUGGUCAUUGAAACCUCUUCCAGAGGUGAAAGAGCCUACGAUAUCUUCUCUCGUCUUCUCAAGGAACGCAUCAUUUGCAUCAAUGGACCCAUAUCUGAUGACACCUCUCAUGUUGUUGUUGCUCAGCUUUUGUUUCUUGAAUCUGAAAACCCUUCCAAGCCUAUCAACAUGUACCUCAAUUCCCCUGGUGGUGCUGUUACUGCAGGGCUUGCAAUUUAUGAUACUAUGCAGUACAUUCGGUCUCCGAUCAACACAAUGUGUUUGGGGCAGGCUGCGUCAAUGGCUUCUCUCCUGUUGAGUGCGGGUGCCAAGGGUCAGAGGCGUUCUCUUCCGAAUGCUACAAUCAUGAUUCACCAGCCUUCUGGUGGAUACAGUGGCCAGGCAAAGGAUAUGCAAAUUCAUUCUGAUCAUAUUAAAAAAAUCUCGGAAGAGCUGAAUAAGUUGUACGCCAAGCACACGGGCCAACCGAUUGAUGAUAUUGAGAAGAAGAUGGAUAGAGAUCAUUUUAUGUCUGCUAGAGAGGCAAUGGAGUAUGGGAUUAUUGAUGAGGUUAUUGAUCAGAGACCUAUGACUUUGGUUUCUGAUGCUGUUGGCGAUGAAGGCAAAGAUAAAAGUUCAAAUUAGAAUUGGAGGGUAAGGUUUCUUUUAGUUGCAGUUGGUAUAAUUUUAUCAAUUGGACAUAAUCUUUGUAAGUUUCAGUUAUUAGAUUUUACAAUUCAGCUUCUGUCAUUCUUCUCAAUUCGGUUUUAUUGGCAUAUUUUUAUCACACAGAUUUUGAGCUUUAAGUACCCUUAUCUAGAAGUUGCUAAUUAUUCAUAAUAAUGUAAGAUGAAUUUUUCAGUACGUCUAUCUAGAAGUAUUUAUCUGAUUGCUAAAUUAUGUGUGAAAGUAAUGCUUAUAUAUCUUUGCGUUUGGUACUUGAAGCUCUCUUAGUUCCUAGUGCUUAUACUUCUAUCCUAUUAUUAGCAAUCAUCUGAAGAGACUGAGAGGAAUGGUUUGAUAUUCUGCUGAUGUGAUGCAUCGUAGUUUCUUGGUUUUGAAAUUGCUCGAGUAACAUCCAAUUUCAUAGUUGGAAGUUCAAGAUUGGGUUGUUGACUUGUUUCCCUCCUGGUUUGCGGACCCUUACAAAUUUAGAAUGGCAUGGUAGUUUGCCCAGAUUUUGGAAUACUUUCUUAUCAGUGGCAGAAAGUUUGAUCUUGUUGAGAACUUGAUGCAUUGACAUGAUUGCACAUUUCUGAACUAUGGUGUACAUGAGUAUUUGUAGGAGAAACUCAAAGAGGUGGGAGAUUUUAUUAAAAGAAGUUUUUUCUCUUGCUAUGUUGGUCAAAGCUCUGUAAUUUUUAUUUUCUUUUUGAAUUUAUCAUUUCCAGAUCUUAAAAUUCAGAGCUUAAAAUUUAUGUUCAUAGGAAUAAUUUUAAAAUACACAUCUAGAGUUUUGCAAUCUGGAUGCUUAGAAUAUAGAAACAACAUAACAUUCAUUCAUUCGAAAAGGAAAGUAUCAUGGAUCAAAUAUCAAGGAUCAGUUAAGCUAGUAGCAUUCUUGGAAGUUGACGUGGUUUUUUCAUCAUGUUCAACCAAGCAUGCCAUGAUUUCUUCAAUUGUCGCUAGAGGAAUCAAACUAGCCUUAAUAACAAGAAUACCUAUAUAUCCAACAUAAUGCCUAAUCUGAUUGGUCUCUUGAAAAGAUAUUGACUGAAUAUAGUGCUGGUGGAGGAUAUGGGCAUCGAAACGGUCUAGAAGGGGUUAAAUAGAUCAUUCUUCAGUUUUGCAAACAGAUGUGCAAAUUACAUCCUCCGAGACCAGUUUGAUACCAUGAGAGCAUAUAACAAAUGGAAGCAAAAGAUAGCAGUGGUUUUUAUAAACAUACGAUUAAAUGGACAAUACAGUUA